Molecule: messenger RNA, 420 nt
Organism: Globicephala melas (long-finned pilot whale)
Lineage: Eukaryota; Metazoa; Chordata; Mammalia; Artiodactyla; Delphinidae
Gene: TMEM273
Product: transmembrane protein 273
Source: RefSeq, a predicted model, not a curated record
AUGGGGGCAGAGGGCUCCGCUCACCAGGCACAGUGCCGCUUGCAUGUCACCUCCUCUGGGAAGACUGUCGGCUCCCAAACUGAUAUCAAAUACGCCACCACUGGGAUUGCUGUGGGCUUCGCCACAUCGGCCAGCUUCCUGGCCCUGAAGAUCUGCAUGAUCAGGAAGCACUUGUUUGAUAAUGAUUCCUCCGAACAGAGAAGCACUAACGUGGGCUUCAAUGACAGCAUCGAGCUAAAGAAGAGAACUCCAAGGACGGGAGGGGGAUUGCUAGCCAUGGGCCAGAAGUCCUGUUGCCAGGAUGGCUCACCUGUUCAGGUCAUUGCAAACUCUUCGAAUACAGAAAGUGACACUUUCCCCUCUAUAUGCUUAUUAACCUUGGGGAAUGACUUCUUCCCUUUUUGUCACCAAAGUGGAUGA